Molecule: messenger RNA, 375 nt
Organism: Peronospora matthiolae
Lineage: Eukaryota; Oomycota; Peronosporomycetes; Peronosporales; Peronosporaceae
Source: the annotation of a GenBank genome assembly
AUGCUGCCCGACCGGGUUGAAACGAACGCGCUUCGUGCACCUCAGACUUCGGGACCGCCAGCGUCGUCGUCGCUCUCGUCAACCACAAUACUGAAGGAGGCGAAGAAGAAGAUGGUGGUAACCAAGCCAACGGCGACAAUCAUGGAUGACGCAGUCGACGACGCGCAAGCAACGAACGCGUUUCGCGCGCCGCACACUUCGGGACCGCCAGCGUCGUCGUCGCUCUCAUCAACCAAAAGACUGAAGAAGUUGAAGAAGAAAAUGGCGGUAACCAAGUCAAUGGCGACAAUUACUGACGACGCAGUCCACGACGCGCACGCGUGCAAGUGUAGUAGCGCAACCACGCAGUCAGUAGCGCAGCAAGCGACAGUAUGA